Alternaria viburni is the source of this 1434-nucleotide messenger RNA. RefSeq lists its product as uncharacterized. Gene Ontology annotation, biological process: regulation of DNA-templated transcription. The record is from RefSeq and is a predicted model, not a curated record. Gene Ontology annotation, cellular component: nucleus. Bases 1 to 1434 code for a protein of 477 amino acids. The transcript has a single exon. Lineage: Eukaryota; Fungi; Ascomycota; Dothideomycetes; Pleosporales; Pleosporaceae.
AUGUCGUCAGCAAUAUCUCCCCCACCCAUCCUCCAGACCGACACCAUCCCGUCCAGCAUGACUCUACCUCCGGCUACACCGAGCCCUCUGAAGCGGAAGCCAUCAGUCAACUCCUCUCCUACUCGGGAGUUUCCAAAGAGAGCGCGACGAGAUACCCAAGCACCGCUCACCAAGGACACCCUAGUUUCUACAAAACAUUACGCUAUUUAUUUCCACAACCUCCUCGAGGACCCGGAGACUGCCAGUCACCAGCUCCUCAUUGCAUCUCCCGUCUUCGAGACCACCCAGAAAGCCAUGCGUGACCACGCUACACAAGAGAUCGAGGCAAAUGUAAAGUGGGGAGCAACAAAGGAGCUAAGCACUAAUCGUCUCUACGAGAUCCUGAAUAGCAAGAACCAUGUCGUUCUACGCUACGAAAUGGAUAUUGUCUUCCCCGCCAUCGAAGACGCGGACGGCGUGAAGCAGUGGAGCCGCGCGAGCGAGCUGGACGCUUUGCCAGUACAGUACGGUCUGUGUGUUGAGUAUCUCAAUGACAACUACGAAGAGGAAGAAGGAGCAGAGCGGUCCUUGGUCAUCACUUUUGGUAGUUUGGGUGAAGCUAAACACGCCAUGAAAAAGUCGGCGGCGGCGUACAUUGGCAGCUCCAGUGGAGUCAAAGUGUCUGAAAGAUGUAUUGAAAUGGUAGGGGAAGAAGGACAGAUUCUCCGGAAGUACAAGAUUGAAGAGGGUAGGAGAGACGCACAGGGUAGGUUUGUGAGGCAAGAAGACUUGUAUUUUGAGCUGAGCGGUGCAGAUGAACUUCCGCCCGCGCCCGAGACAUUGGAAACGUCUGCACCGCCAUCUCCUCAGCCGAUUGCUGCUCCAGCCGUUACUGCAAUCGUACGCCAAGCUACACCAAGAGUCGCAUCAAACAGUCCUGCUCCCAAGACCCCCGAACCAGAAGCUGUUCCCGGCACACGCCGCCAAUCUGCUCGGAUCAAGGUCGAGACUCAGGCCGCUAAGGAUAUGAAGGAAGAACAACUUAAGAUCGAGCCCAAGCCCAAGCCUCAGCCUAAACCGAGAGCUCCAGCUCAACCCAAGCCCCCCGCAAAGCCCAGAACGCCAGCUAGAUCCAAAGGCAAAGGCAAAGUUCCAGCCCAAGAUCCAGUCGAUACAACCCCUCACUGCACUUGUGGCGGCCUUGACGACGGUAGCUUGAUGAUCGGCUGCGAUAACGACGCUUGCCCAAUUGGGUGGUAUCAUGGUCGUUGCAUCGGCAUCUCCAAGGCGAUUCCGAAGAACAAAGAAUGGUAUUGUGCCACGUGUACGAAAGAGAUGGAGAACAACAGGGAUACGGGUGUUGAGACGGCACGUGGUAAGACGCCUGUGAAGAAGAGAGGUAGCGGUGGUGGCGUAAAGACAAAGGCGAAGGCGAAGGCGAGGAAAAGGAAGUAG